UUACAGCAUGUAUGGAUGCUAACAGAUUGUUCGACGCUUUUGUUGCAGCUACAAGUUUUACUAAGAUUCAGCAACUGUUCGCUCAGCUUUGCGCACUGCUGGAUAUCGACCCAUACGAUAAUUUCAAUGUGUUCAGAAGGUUGAAAACAGUACUGAACGAUUGGCGCGCACAGAAGCUAUGGUCAUUGUUAGAGAAACGAGCUGAACAAAGGGAAUAUUGUCACCAGAAAGCGUGUGAACGUUUAAGUGUACUUAUCAUUGGAGCUGGACCAUGCGGUUUGCGAUCAGCAAUCGAGUGUGCAUUACUGGGUGCUUACGUUGUGUUGGUGGAACAACGAGAUUGUUUUUCAAGAAACAAUGUCUUACAUAUUUGGCCAUUUGUUAUCCAGGAUCUCAAAAAUUUGGGAAUCAAAAUAUUUUAUCCAAAAUUUUGUCGCGGUAGUAUCGACCAUAUAAGUUGGUUUAUUGUUGUUGGUACUUAA
Messenger RNA from Loa loa (African eye worm), 482 nucleotides. RefSeq lists its product as hypothetical. The transcript is spliced from 3 exons. The record is from RefSeq and is a predicted model, not a curated record. Gene Ontology annotation, molecular function: FAD binding. Bases 12 to 482 code for a protein of 156 amino acids. Lineage: Eukaryota; Metazoa; Nematoda; Chromadorea; Rhabditida; Onchocercidae.